Molecule: messenger RNA, 987 nt
Organism: Aspergillus chevalieri
Lineage: Eukaryota; Fungi; Ascomycota; Eurotiomycetes; Eurotiales; Aspergillaceae
Product: MAM33 family protein
Exons: 4
Coding region: 1-987 (328 amino acids)
Biological process (GO): cytosolic ribosome assembly
Cellular component (GO): mitochondrial matrix
Source: RefSeq, a predicted model, not a curated record
AUGCUCACCCUCCGCACUUUCGCCCGCUCGGUGCCUCGCACUGUCUCCCGCUCCAUCGCCAGCUCCGCGCCGUCCGCUCUGCGUCCUGGGUCGACCAUCCCCAAGUCUUUGUUCCAGUCGCAAUUUAAGCAGGUCGCAAGACCCUCGUACGCUGCUUUCUCGACCUGCCGCGCUUUCAGGCAGGCUGCUGAAGGUGACGUUGAGCUGGUUGCUAAGCUUGAGGACGAGCUGAGCCACGAGAAGGCUUCCGGUCUGAAUGACCUGGAGACCUCCGUCCAGAACAUCCAGUAUGUUCUUCAGAACAACUCUUUCGAGGUCAAGGAUGUUCCGGGCGAGCAGGAGGUUGUGUUGACCAAGAAGUUCAACAACGAGGAGAUCCGUCUCACCUUCACCGUUGCAGACCUCCAGAACCUAACCGAGCAAGAGGAGUUCGACGACGCUCUUGGCGACGAGCUGGACUACGAGGGCGGCCACCAACCCGCCAACCAGGGCCGUGGUGGUAACAUCGCCCAGCACUCCGAGGACCGCGUCGCUCCCUCCGACCGUGAGAUGGACCCCUUAGACCGUGAUGUCGAGCCCAGCUUCCCUGCCCGCGUCAACGUCACCAUCGAGAAGCCCGGCAACGGCGCUCUUCUGAUCCAGACAGUCGCCCAGGACGGUCUCUUCCAGAUCGAGGAGGUUUCCUACUUCCAGAAGCCCGACCUUGCCCACGCCCAGACUGCCGAGAAGGACUGGGCUAGACAAAGCCUCUACGCUGGUCCUCCUUUUGAGAACUUGGAUGAGGACUUGCAGACUUUCUUGGAGCGUUUCCUCGAGGAGCGGGGUAUUAACGCUGAGCUUGCCAACAUGAUCCCUGACUAUAUCCAGGUUAAGGAGCAGAAGGAAUACGUUCGCUGGCUCGAGAGUGAGUGCCCGCCGUACCAUUAUCCGAUGCUUGGUCAGUUAGCUAACAGAACUACAGACGUCAAGAACUUUGUCUCUGCUUAA